This is a messenger RNA of Schistocerca nitens (vagrant locust), 2579 nucleotides long. RefSeq names its product multiple epidermal growth factor-like domains protein 11. The coding region runs from base 114 to 2189 and encodes 691 amino acids. Gene Ontology annotation, molecular function: protein binding. NCBI's taxonomy places the organism in Eukaryota, Metazoa, Arthropoda, Insecta, Orthoptera, Acrididae. The transcript is spliced from 8 exons. The record is from RefSeq and is a predicted model, not a curated record.
GCGCCGCUGGGCUGGGGGUCUCCCACGGUUCCUGUCUAGCGUCUGCUGCUGUCAGAUGCCUGGAGCUCUCUCUCCGUCCCACGUCCAGACGGUCAGUGGCAGUCCGCCGCGAAAUGGCACCAGCAGCCGCCGUGGUCACGUGGCUACUCCUCCACGUGCUGUCCACGGGGAUCGAAGCCCGCACCGGCGUCUGCACCCGCAAAGAGUCGCGAGAAGUGCCCUACACGUACACCGGCUACUCAGGACGCACGUACGUGUACUACGAGAAGUGCUGGUGGGUGUUCGGGUCGUGCACGAAGUACGGCUACCGCACGUACUCCUACACGCGCUACGCGAACUACUGGGUCUACUCGGAGAAGAGCUUCUGCUGUUCCGGCUACCAUGGGGACCCCGACCUGUGGGGCUGCGACCCCGUUUGUCCAGGAGGCUGUGGGCCCAGGGAGGAGUGCAGCCAGCCAUACAGUUGCACGUGCAAGUCUGGAUACACGCGAACCAACGGAACGUGCCUGUCGCCCUGCGAAGCCCGCGGCUGCGAACACGGCUCGUGUACCGACCUGAACACCUGCACGUGCGACGCGGGAUACGAGAAGCGAGGUGAGGCAGAAGCUGAGAACAAACCUGUUGUGUGUCGGCCGGUCUGCAGCUCGGGAUGCGUGAAUGCAGAGUGCGUUGCGCCGGACACGUGUAGCUGCCUGCCCGGGUAUAGUGACUAUGGUCCACUACCAUCGCACAGGGGGUCGCCAUUAGAGGCCAGGUACCAGCUCUCACCGAAGGCGCCAUACAAGAACACUUGCUGGCCAACGUGUCACCACGGUUGCCAGAAUGGCUACUGUGUCCUGCCGGAGACGUGCACCUGUCUGGACGGUUACAAAAUGGACCCGGGAGACGGUACCCGUUCCAGCUGCCUCCCAGUCUGCUCAACGCCGUGCACCAACGCCAACUGCACAGCCCCAGACACCUGCAGCUGCCUCACUGGCUACGAGAGGGACGCCAAAGACCUAUCUGGGGCUACCUGCGUCCCCGUCUGCCCGGACCCCUGUCUGAAUGCCGAGUGCACGGCCCCGGCGACUUGCACUUGUUUGGACGGCUACCAGAAGGAUCCCGAGGACGCGACCAACUCCACCUGCACUCCCAUUUGCUCCACUCCGUGCACCAAUGCCAACUGUACAGCUCCAGACAUCUGCACUUGUUUCGUUGGCUACGAGAGGGAUCCCGAAGACCUGUCCGGGGCUACCUGUGUCCCAGUCUGCCGGGACCCCUGCGUGAAUGCCGAGUGCACGGCCCCGGCGACUUGCACUUGUUUGGACGGCUACCAGAAGGAUCCUGAGGAUGCGACCAACUCCACCUGCAGUCCCAUUUGCUCCACUCCGUGUACCAACGCAAACUGUACAGACCCAGAUAUCUGCACUUGCUUCGACGGCUUCGAGGUGGACCUCGAGGACUUGUCCGGUUCCACCUGCCUCCCCAUUUGCUCCAGUCCGUGCACCAACGCCAACUGUACAGAGCCCGAGAUCUGUACCUGCUUCGAGGGCUUCGAGCUGGAUCCGGAAGAUGCGACCGCGUCCACGUGCCUGCCCGUGUGCUCGUUUCCUUGCGUGAACGCAAACUGCACGGAACCGGAAACGUGCACCUGCUGGGACGGCUAUGAAGCCGAUCCGGACGACCCUUUCAACUCGACGUGCGUGCCCGUGUGCCCCGACGGAUGCACCAAUGCCAACUGCUCUGAGCCUUGGACCUGCACGUGUCUGGCCGGGUACGAGAUGGACCCUGGCGACGAGACAAAUUCCACGUGUCUUCCCGUUUGCUCCAACGGCUGCGUCAACGGCAACUGCACCCAGCCGGGGGUUUGCACGUGCUUCGAUGGCUUCAGAAUGCUUCCAGGCGAUGAGACCAAGUCCGUUUGCUACAACAUCGCGCACAUGUCAUGGAUGAUAGGAGGGGGAGCGGGUGCAGCGGCGUUGCUGGUCCUGAUGUCGACUACGUCCAUCGCAGUCUGCUGUUUCCUGCGGAGAAGACGCAGCUACGUCGCCAAAGGCGACGGUGUUUUUGUGAACCCGUCCUUCGGUAUUUUCGACCCGGCAUCGGAGAUCGACGAUCUACUGGACGAGAUGAGGAAGGAAGAAAUCGAGGAACAGACCAGACACCGGAUGCUGAGCCAGUCACCCGACGGGCGACUUGAAUUUUUGUAGAAUUCCGAGGUUUUGUGAUUAAAUGUCAAUAUCAUGAAAUAUAAAUGUUGCCAGUGGAUCUUGUUUACUAACGAUAACUGGUUUCGGUAAACAGAGCUACCAUCAUAUGAUUUGUAAAUAGUGUUCAUAAAGUAUAAAGCAAAUUACGUUAUAAGAAUAGCGUCAAAUGCCAUAAAUAUCAUGCACACGCCUCGAUAAAGGGUAGUGAUACUAGUAUUUACAAUGUUUUGCGCCAAGCGCAUCCGUCCCAUAUUACGAGUCACGGAGCACAUCACUGAUACAAGAGUGCCGCUGAACUGACACUCGACUAGAGGUCGGUAGUGUAUUCAUACUAUUGUCAAUUGCAAGUGUACUUAUGUAAUUGUAAUAAAAAUGUUCGAAAGUGUUAAA